Biomphalaria glabrata is the source of this 3657-nucleotide messenger RNA. RefSeq names its product cyclin-dependent kinase 2-like. NCBI's taxonomy places the organism in Eukaryota, Metazoa, Mollusca, Gastropoda, Planorbidae. Gene Ontology annotation, molecular function: RNA polymerase II CTD heptapeptide repeat kinase activity; ATP binding; cyclin-dependent protein serine/threonine kinase activity. Gene Ontology annotation, biological process: protein phosphorylation. The transcript is spliced from 6 exons. The record is from RefSeq and is a predicted model, not a curated record. Gene Ontology annotation, cellular component: nucleus; mediator complex. Bases 15 to 1349 code for a protein of 444 amino acids.
GUUAUGAUUGUAAAAUGAGCUCAGAUCUGAAAAUGAAAUCCUUGAAUUUAGAUCUAGAUCUAGGACAGUCGACGCAAAAUUCAGAGGUAUCGUCCGUUAACAUUCAAGGCAAUGAAUCACAGAAUCAGCAUUUCAGUUUAGGAAAUUCCUUGUAUUUACAGUCUUUACCAUUACCAGUAUUACUACCUCCACCAAUGACGCCAAUGUUGCAUUUUCCACAUUUCAGCAAUGCUCAGCAAAGCACACUCCAUCGAAUAUUUUACAUUGUAAGGCAACUUGGCAGUGGAUCUUAUGGUGAAGUGUUUCUGGCCAUUGAUAUUAUGACUAGAGAGUGUCUGGCUAUAAAGAAGAUGAGAAUGGAUGAAAAUAUUUCAGAUGACAUUGUGAAAAAAGAAUGCAGUAUUUUACAAACUUUAAAUCACAGAAACGUUGUCAAGUUGAAGGACGUCCUCAAUGUUGUUGGGCAUGCGCACAUUCCCCGGUCUAUAAUGUUUGUUUUUGAAUUGUGCUUCUGUGACCUCUGGUCCAUGAUCCUUAGCGAGCAGGUCCAUUUAACGUUGUCCAACAUCAAGUCCAUUAUGCAUCAGCUCCUUGAAGGUCUACGUUACAUUCACAGUUUAAAAAUAAUUCAUCGUGAUCUGAAACUCAGCAACAUAUUGAUCACAGAAGAUGGAGUGGCUAAAAUAGCAGACUUUGGGAUGGCGAGAUAUGAAUGCCCUAGAAGAUUCUAUUCUCCAAAUAUUGCAACACUACACUACAGGUCACCUGAACUGUUGCUAGGAUCUACCAACUAUGGUCGAGCAGUGGAUGUGUGGUCACUAGGUUGCAUUUUUGUUGAGCUGUUUAACAGGAGCAGAUUUAUACAUGGCGACACAGAACACGCACAGUUACUUUUUAUGACAAAACUGUUUGGAACCAUUGACAGAGCCUCAUUUCCUCCUGAUUUGGAUUUGCCUUAUUUAGACUCCAUUGUGCUACCAGUCCACCCACAAGGAACCAUCGACAGUGUUCUUGAAAAGGAGGUCAAAGAUGCCCAUGCUAUAGACUUGCUGCGAUCCAUGCUUCAGCUGAACCCUGAACGCCGACUUAAUUGCUCAGCUGCCCUAGGGCACGACUUCUUCUCCGUGUCUCCCUGUCCGGUGCCCGUCAGGCUUGUAAAUAGAAACAACCAGGUAGCCACAGAAAUAAAUGAUGAGCACCAGGUUUCCAGCUCCUCUGAUGGAGAUGCCGCUGCAGUUGAUCAGAAGUCUGCCCCCCUAGUUUUUCACCAUCACUUUCUGGGAUGGCCCAUGACUUAUCAACCUCCCAUUCCUGUUAUGCUAUCCCAUUUCUAUCAGCCUGAUCAAUAGUAGUGCAUCCUCUUUUUUUUUUUUUCUUAGUAUUUAAGAUAGCAGAACUUGAAUGACUUUGUACAAUUUUCCCAAUCAGCUCCUAUUUCCAGUUAUCUUUAUUUCCUAAGCAAAGGUAGAUAAGUGUAUAAAAGAUAAUUUUUCUACAUACAAUAAAAAUACAAAAGAAAAAGAAGCUAAAAAAAGGGAAUGAAUUCUUUGUUACAAAAGUAAACUUCUGAAACUUAAAUACAGAAUCUCUAACACUCAGUUUCUAGGGUUGACCUUGUACACUUGAAUUUAGUUUUAAAUGUAGAGUUGAAAUAAAUGCAGCUAAAAAAAUCUGAUUUGUAUUUUCCAAUAGAAUAAAUUUCUUUUUAUGUAUGAGACAAGAAAGAGUUCCUCUUACACAAAAGUUAGAAAAACUUUUUUAUUUCCUAUCAUAUUGUACAGUAUUAUGACGGUAAAGCUGCAUUGCAGCGCAAGUGAGUGUCUUGAAGACAUUUAUUAAUCCUUUAAAUCCCCGUCCAGCUUGAUGAAUAUGUGAAUUUGUUGAUACAAUUUUUUAUAUGAUGGUGUUAUUUUAUUUAUUGACCAGUUUUAUGGUAACACAUGAUUACAUUGAUCAUUGUAUGUUUUGAGGCAAUAUUUUAUCUGGAGGAGCACACGUUUUUAAAACAUGAUCUCAUUUAUUGGAUAUUAGACUUUUUUUGAGUCCGAAGAUUAAUGAAGAGUGCAGUAUUUCACAUGGCUACCUUCAUAUUUUGCCACAUCCAGUGCAGAUCUGCCACUGGUUGAUUUUCUUUUAUUUUUAAAUGUGCAACUGCAGCUUUUGUAAGUGAUCUCCAGCUGUCUCAUUCUGAAGCAGCAUGCAACCUGGUGCUCUCUUCUGUCAGUUAAGCUGAUCUUUAAAGUGUUUCCCUGGGCACCUCUGUUAUGCCGAGCACCAUAAAAAGACAUUCAAAGGGUAAUUGAGUGUUAAUUAUUAUACAGCUUAAACUACUUCCGCUUCAUAUUUUUUCCUCAAGCAUGAUUUCAAGCCUUUAAUAUUUGCAGAGAAAAACUUGUGGGUUUGAAGCUGGAUUCUAAUUUUGGUGUUGUAAACUUGAAUUGCAGGGCCCACUGCGACCGCAUAGGUUGCAGUGGCCUAAGGCCGGCCCUGUACAAUGGUUUUAAUUUUCAGUGUUAUAAUUUUCAGUAUCCUUAAUUUAACUAACAUUCCAGUAUUAUUAUUAUAGUUCGUCCAUCCUGGUUUGAUGAUGACCACUAUUGUCCUCCAAGGAGCUGAGGGCUUUGCACCGGGGUUCUGUGCCUCAUGUAAAUAGCUGUGUAGAUUACCUAUCUGUGAACAUUUAUCUUUGUUUUUAUUGAAUCUCAUGUUACUAAGUAAAUUAGAGUGAUAGCCUCUAGAGUUUGUACACUUUGUUGCUCAGUAAUGCAAGGCAACUGGAUUUUUUUGUUUUCUAGAUAAUUUCUUCAGCAUUGUCAUCUUUGUAACUUCAACAUGGAGCUCACAUUAUAGUUGCUAUGAAAAGUUGUUUCAAAAAAAAUAAAACAGACAUAACCAUAGGCUUAAAAAUCUAUCCAUUGCUUUAACAAUUUUUGUCUUAAGAAGUUGAUGUCAGAAAAAUGCGUUGUCAAAUCUCUUAGCCCUGUUUAUUUUAUUUUUUUUACCUUCACCAUGUCAUUCUUGAUCUUACCCUUGAAUCAACAAUUAAAAAUGUAAUUUGAGUUCGUUUUAUUGUGUUGGGGCGUUUUUGUAAUAUGUUGGUGUACAUUUUUACAGUAUCAUUUCAUUAUACUUCUUUGCAUUUAUGUUAUAGUUUUAUGAUUCUUGGAAUAAUUUCUUGCUUUUUUUUUUCCUGUACAAAUUUUUAAAGAAAAAAAAAAUUCUUGUCUAUUUAACACAAUAUCUUUAUGGAUUUACAUUUUUUUUUACAUUUUUGUUGUGUGCAUAAUCUUAUCUUUUUAAACAAUGUAACAUACCAGAUUUUGAAUGAAUGAUUUUUAAAAUUUCAAGAUUUUUAUUUUGAUUUUAAGAAUUACAUAAGGAUAAAGUUGGUUCCAAUGUAAAUAUGACCAUUAGCAAUGAGCAUGAUUAGAGAUGUAAACCAAGUCUUUCUACAUAAAUAUCAACUGGUCUUUCCUAAUAAUGCCUUUUUAAGUCCAUAUCUGAAUUGUUGACUAUUGAAACCCAAAUCUGUGUUGAAGUACCGGUAUGUAAAUAGUUAUGGUGUAGUAUUAUUUACAGAGUGAUUCUUUGUUUCUCCUGGUAUCUGGUCUGAACUAUGAGACUGAAGUCAUUGAUUAAAUACAUGAAAUGAAAGUA